AUGCAUGAAGGCGAUCAAUUUGAAAGUUAUGAAUUCGAUGAAGACGAAGGUUUUGUAAACGAUGAAGAAGUAGGAGAUCUUGACAUCAAUGGCUUUAUUGACCAGAAUGGAUGGCUGGUAAAGUUGCCAAACUUCUUGUAUCAAAAGUGGACAAAAUUAGAAACUCCUAAUAAAACUUUGGGGAGAAUAGAGGUUUAUCACGAUGCAAAUGGGAUGUUUCCUCCAAAGUAUAAACUAGUAUUGGAGGAUGAUGAUGCAAAUAUAGACGUUCCAAAACAAUAUGAUAUAGAAAACUUACUUGGCACAAUGGAUAGUACUUAUUUUUUUGAUUACGAUGUUGAAAAUGAAGCUGUACAAAUUGCAGGUACUGUUUCAGAUAAUCGAUUUUUAAGACCUGCUUUUGACGAAGAUUACAGAAGAAAUUUAAGACAAAGAACACUUCAAGCCUCAAAACCAAAAAGACCAAUAAAAAUGAUUGAAAGUAACGAGAAUAGAGGUGGUUAUGUACCACCUGGUUCUUCCGCUGCUGCUGUCGCCAAGUUUGGAAAUCUUGUGAAAAAGAAACAAAAAGUUACAAAUGAACAAAAAACAACACGUAUGCCAGACGAACAACUUGUUAAUCUGUUAUUUCAUGCUUUUGAACAAUAUAAAUAUUGGACGUUUAAAGGAUUAAAAGAUUAUGUAAAACAACCCGAGUCAUUUUUAAAAGAUAAAUUAAAUGAAAUAGCAGUAUUAGAUAAACGUGGUCCAUACAAUAACUGUUAUCAUUUAAAGCCGGAAUAUACUCGAAAAUCAUCACAAACUUCCGAAGCAAUAGCACCAGCUGGUUUAGAAGCACCAGGAUCAUCAGGAGAUAUGGUUUAUGAACAUAUCCAGCUCGAAAAACUUAGAAACUUCCAAAAUGAUGACGAGUUAUCGAUCAGAAAAAUGUGCGAAUUGGAUUCACCAACCUCGACGGCAUUGGGAACAUUCAAGGAAAGCACCUACACGAGAAUUGGUGAUUCAGUGAAACAAACACAUCAGCAAAAACGUAAAGGUGAAGCAGAAAAAAUUAGGAUAAAAUAUCCUGACAGAAUUCCAGUUAUUUGUGAAAAAGCUGAAAAAUCAGAUAUCGCCACAAUUGAUAAAAAGAAAUAUUUAGUUCCUGCAGAUUUAACUGUUGGACAAUUUGUUUAUGUGAUUCGUAAACGUAUUAAACUGAGUUCUGAAAAGGCUAUUUUUAUUUUUGUUGGUGAAGUUCUUCCACCAACAGCAGCACUAAUGUCAAAUGUUUACGAAGAAUAUAAAGACAAGGAUGGAUUUUUAUACGUAACAUAUUCUGGUGAAAAUACAUUUGGAAUUUAUUAA
Entrophospora candida is the source of this 1347-nucleotide messenger RNA. NCBI's taxonomy places the organism in Eukaryota, Fungi, Glomeromycota, Glomeromycetes, Entrophosporales, Entrophosporaceae. The record is from the annotation of a GenBank genome assembly.